Molecule: messenger RNA, 1814 nt
Organism: Loxodonta africana (African savanna elephant)
Lineage: Eukaryota; Metazoa; Chordata; Mammalia; Proboscidea; Elephantidae
Product: histone H2A type 1
Exons: 1
Coding region: 16-408 (130 amino acids)
Biological process (GO): heterochromatin formation
Cellular component (GO): nucleosome; chromatin
Molecular function (GO): DNA binding; structural constituent of chromatin; protein heterodimerization activity
Source: RefSeq, a predicted model, not a curated record
AGCUGACACUUAAUUAUGUCUGGACGUGGCAAGCAAGGCGGCAAGGCUCGGGCCAAGGCCAAGACGCGAUCUUCCCGCGCCGGUCUCCAGUUCCCCGUGGGUCGUGUCCAUCGUCUCCUUCGCAAAGGCAACUAUGCCGAGCGAGUCGGGGCCGGCGCGCCAGUGUACCUGGCUGCGGUUCUGGAGUACCUGACAGCCGAGAUCCUGGAGCUGGCGGGCAACGCUGCCCGCGACAACAAGAAGACCCGUAUCAUCCCGCGCCACUUGCAGUUGGCCAUUCGUAAUGACGAAGAGCUCAACAAGCUGCUGGGCAAAGUCACCAUCGCACAGGGCGGCGUCCUACCCAACAUCCAGGCUGUGCUGUUGCCCAAGAAGACUGAGAGCCACCAUAAGGCAAAGGGCAAGUAGAAGUCGGGAUCGAUUUGCAGUAACCCAAACCUCCCAUGCAAACCAAAGGCUCUUUUCAGAGCCACUUAACCAUUUCCUAAGAAGAACUGAGCACUUAAAUGCAAAAAAGUCUUUGGAAAGGCUACCUGCGGUAACCAGUUAUAAUUAGCUGGAUUAGGGCCAGAUACCUUGGUUUAGGCAAUUUACCGAAGUGUUAAUCUACCUGUAUCCGUUUAUCUCACUUCAUAUAUGAAGUACUCCAGUCGCUAGUUUUCGUUUUCCUCAACAUGUAAUAAUUUAAGGGGUUAUAAAGAGACCACUUCAUUGAAAUUCACUGUUGGCUAUUGCUUUAAACACAAGACACCUGAGCAUUUGAAAGAUGACGUUCUGAUGGUGGUUUAGGGACAAAUGUAGCAGAAUCUAAUUUUAAGAUGUCUGUUUUCCUGGUUUUAGUCAUUAAAGAAUAAAAUGCAGACCCUGAGGAUGUAGAGAUCAACCCAAACCUCUGUUAUAGCCUAAAGACUAUUUGGAGCCACUCAAUGUCUAAUCCCAUAUCGUGUAAAUGUAUCGUUUUUUCACAUUGCUGAUUUAGGAGAGCAUUUUUAAUGAACCGUCCUUUUACUUGGAUAAGCAGUUAACAGAAGGGCCACAUCCCAGGUGUAUCUAAAAUCAAGACUGCCUUUUAUUUGGGUCAGGCUGCGCGCGCUGAGCGGCCUGGGCGAGUGGCCCUGGGCCCUGCUGUUGCUCACCGUCCUCGGCCGGCCGCAAGAUCCGCUAAGACCCUCCCACGAAAUCUAAGGUCGGACUCGUGGCCACCUCGCCCACAGUGGAUCCAGCGGAGUUUUUGGUGCUGACCAAGCGUUACGGGGGGUACAGCCAGGCCGCGUGCGUCCUCACGCUGACGUUUGUGGCCGAGGUGCGGAAGUAGAGGCCGGAGUCGAGGUCCCAGCCUAGUGCAAAGCCCAGGAGGAGGCGGCCAGCACCGAGCCGAUGACCUGGAACCAGGCGGAAAGCCAGCUGCAGCAUGAAUUGCGGAUGGCAAAGCUGCAGCAGGUGAGGGGGCAGGAGCGGCGGCAGGCGGAGGAACAGGCCUGCCAGGCCGCACAGGCGCAGGCCUGGGCGCAGGUCAGUGAGCAGGAAGUGCUGCAGCUGUAGGAGUCAGUGACAAACGUCAUCGCCGGAGAAAAACUGGAGGCGUGGGUGGAAGAAGCUUUGGACUUGGGGAUGAGCUACAAUUGGCUUAUCACCAGAGAAAGGCUGAUGGUCAGGCCAUAACGCAAGGGCUCCUCUACUCCACCCCCCCACAAAAAAACAAAAAACACCGUUGCUGUGGAGCCCAACUCAUAGCGAUCCUGUAGGGCAAAUCCAUUGCCGUUGAGUCAAUUGCGACUCAUAGCGACCCUAUAGGACAGAGUAGAACCACCCCA